AUGGUAGCAUGUCAUAUUGAUACAUUAGAAGCCUUGGAUAGAAGAUUAGCUAAAGCAUUCCCAGAUACAGGGUUGUUGUAUCCUGUCAAAGAAUGCAAGCUUUUGGAUGAGAUUGUUUUGUUUCCUGAGUCCGAAGAGAGUACAGGUUUAAGAUUCUUGCAUGUCGGUCAAGUUGAGAUAUCUUUGAGGGAGAAAAAUCAGGUACUUGUGAUGUUCGCUUCUCUGAGAAUGGAGAACGAUGUGGUGGCUAGUGAUAUGCUGGCGGUGUUUGAAUUUUCUGAUGUUUUCCCUAAAGAUAUUUGUGACUUGCCUUUGGAAUGUGAAGUUGGGUUCGCCAUAGUUUUAGUACCUAGUACUAGACCAAUGUUGAUGGCUUCAUGCAAGGUGUUUGUGUUAGAGUUGGAUGAGCUGAAGAGGCAGUUAGAAGACCCGCUUGAGAAGAAAUUCGUCAAAAUAAGUGUAUCUCCUAGGGGAGCUCAAAUGUUGUUAGUGGAAAAAAAAGACGACAUUAUGAGAUUUUGUGUUGAUUAUCGCCAGCUGAACAAGGUUAUUAUCAAGAAUAAGUAUCAUCUUCUCAAAAUCGAUGAUCUUAUGGAUUGA
Molecule: messenger RNA, 600 nt
Organism: Lathyrus oleraceus (garden pea)
Lineage: Eukaryota; Viridiplantae; Streptophyta; Magnoliopsida; Fabales; Fabaceae
Exons: 2
Coding region: 1-600 (199 amino acids)
Source: RefSeq, a predicted model, not a curated record